GGGUUGUUGUUGUGCGUCAAAGAAAAAGGCUUCGAGCGAGUCUCUCGAUCAAGAUAAGAACGAAAUAAGCUCCGUCACUGCGUCGAUGUCCUCCUGUGCCGCACGGAGUAACGAUGCUUUGGUUUUAUCCUCCGAUCCGAUUCACCCUGCAAACUUGAUUUGUGAAUUUUGUAGGUUGUUUUACCAGAAUGGUUGGGUUACCGGAACUGGAGGUGGUAUUUCCAUCCGGGAUGACGACAAGAUUUAUUUGGCUCCUAGUGGGGUACAGAAGGAGCGUAUGCUCCCAGAAAACAUAUUUGUGAUGUCAUUCAAAACGCAGGAGUAUAUUAGAAAACCACUAAGCUUGAAGCCUUCCGCAUGUACUCCUCUUUUCAUGGCGGCCUACUCAAAAAGAAACGCAGGUGCAUGUAUUCACACCCAUUCUCAAAACGCGGUGAUGUGUACCUUACUGUUCGAUGAGGUCUUCGAAAUCUCCUCCAUCGAACAAAUCAAAGCUUUGCCAAGAAUAACACGUCCAGGGAAUAUGUGGUAUUCAGAUAAACUAGUGAUCCCAAUCAUUGAGAAUACAGAAAGAGAGGAGGAACUUGAGUCUUCCUUACGAGUGGCAAUUGAGAAAUAUCCUUCAGCCACGGCGGUCUUGGUUAGAAGACACGGGAUUUACGUUUGGGGGGAGACCACUUGGAAGGCGAAAAUCUACAAUGAAGCCAUUGACUACUUGCUGGAGUUAGCCAUCAAAAUGAAACAGAUGGGCAUACCAACAGUCAAGAAAGUAUAAAACGUAAGUAUGUUUAUUUUAUUUAUUGAAUGUAUAUAAGAUGCGGCUUUCUUUGAGCAGAUGGUGAAAACAAGCGUAUCCCGCCAUAAUAAAAAUUCUCAGGAAUAUUGUACAGAUUUUGGAUAUUCAGAGCUGCACAUAACAGUUUAUCUGAAAUCCAGUUAUUUUAGAGGAUUCUUUGUAUCCUUUAAUUCUUCCGCAAAUAUUUUGGUGUAAUCUGUCGAUUUCUCAAUCUCUCCAUCAUAACUUCCAACGCAAAUCACAUCAUCACCUCUUAUCACCACACCCCCGAUGCUCUUCUCUUGAGUGGAUGCUUUUGAUGAGAACGCUCGCUCCGUUGACAUCGUCAGCACAACAUUAGUGUUUUGAUCGUACCCUUCCAGAUUACCGACAAAAAGCCUUCCAUCAGACGUUAGUAUCUUAACCGGAGAACCCACAAACUCUCUUAG
This is a messenger RNA of Pichia membranifaciens NRRL Y-2026, 1224 nucleotides long. RefSeq lists its product as hypothetical. The transcript has a single exon. The coding region runs from base 86 to 775 and encodes 229 amino acids. Gene Ontology annotation, molecular function: metal ion binding; methylthioribulose 1-phosphate dehydratase activity. NCBI's taxonomy places the organism in Eukaryota, Fungi, Ascomycota, Pichiomycetes, Pichiales, Pichiaceae. The record is from RefSeq and is a predicted model, not a curated record. Gene Ontology annotation, cellular component: cytoplasm.